Messenger RNA from Coniophora puteana RWD-64-598 SS2, 792 nucleotides. RefSeq lists its product as uncharacterized. The record is from RefSeq and is a predicted model, not a curated record. The transcript has 3 exons. The annotation marks the transcript as partial. Lineage: Eukaryota; Fungi; Basidiomycota; Agaricomycetes; Boletales; Coniophoraceae.
GCGUCAAAGCGUUCACACACUGGUGCGCACAUAUUUGGUGUCUUAAACAAGGUUCUACUCUCUAUUGGCCCAGAGCGAUUUCGUGGAAUAUCCUCUGACUCGACAGGCAACACCUCUGUUGCGCGGAAGCUUGUGAAGAACCAGUACCCAUGGAUUAUCAUCUUGCCUGACCCCUGCCAUCGUGCAAAUCUUCUUGCUGGGGAUAUUUGUCGCCUACCCUUUUUUGCACCGGUCAUUCGAAAGGUUCAGCGGACCCUUAAGUUCUUCAAAAAGUCGACGCAUGCGACCAGUCAUCUCAAGGCUGCUCGUAAGGAGCAAGGUAUAGGCCGUGGUCUGGUCUCUGUUGGUAAAACUCGGUUUGUGAUGCUGUACCAUGCGGGGAGGUCUGUACAGCGCUGUUAUCCAGCAAUCGAGUCAAUAGUCACAAAGAAGACGGUAACACUACCGGUAUGUCUUAAAGUGAAUGACUGGCACUGUGUUAAUUAUUGUUCCCAGACGGACUGCAAUUCCUGUUUUUUUAGAAGUGAGCUUGCUUGCUUGGUUGCGGUACUUGCCCCAAUUGCGAAGGCAACGACGUGUCUUGAGGCCACCAACAUCGACGUCUCAAGUGUCUAUGAGUUUUGGCUAGCCAUUACCGCCUCGAUGAAAGACAUCCUCACGACAGAAAAUGAGGAUUUCGAAAUACCUGCUCAUGCUUCUGAACAGAUCCGCCGCCGCGUCAAUUACAGAUUUAAUCAAAUGGUAAAUGAAACCCCAGAUGAUGUCUACUUGACAGGUUUUGUGCUGAACCCG